AUGAGACAGACAAAUCAGACACAAGUGGCAGAAUUCCUUCUUCUGGGACUCUCUGAUGACCCUAAUACCCAGCAGCUGCUCUUCGUCUUAUUCCUGGGUGUCUAUCUGAUCACUGUGCUUGGAAAUCUGCUUCUCGUGUCCCUUGUUCAGAUUGACUCCCAGCUUCAUACGCCCAUGUAUUUUUUUCUCUGCAACUUGUCUCUGGCUGACCUCUGUUUCUCCACAAACAUAGUUCCUCAGGCCUUAGUCCAUCUACUUUCCAGAAAGAAGUCCAUUUCAUUCACACGAUGUGCAGCUCAACUGUUCCUCUUCCUCAUUUUCGGGUGUACACAGUGUGUCCUUUUGGCAGUGAUGUCCUUUGAUCGGUAUGUGGCAAUUUGCAACCCCUUGCAUUACCCUAGCAUCAUGACCUGGAGGGUGUGUAUCCAGCUGGCCACAGGAUCAUGGACCAGUGGUAUCUUAGUGUCUGUGGUGGACACCACUUUCACACUAAGGCUGCCCUACCGAGGCAGCAACAGCAUUGCUCAUUUCUUUUGUGAGGCCCCUGCAUUGUUGAUUCUGGCAUCCACAGACACUCACACUUCGGAGAUGGCCAUUUUUCUCAUGGGGGUUGUGAUUCUUCUUAUACCCGUUUCUCUAAUUCUUGUAUCUUAUGGCUACAUCAUAGAGACUGUGGUCAAGAUGAAGUCAGCUGCGGGAAGGCUCAAGGCAUUUUCUACCUGUGGCUCCCACCUUAUGGUUGUCAUCCUUUUUUAUGGGUCAGCAAUCAUCACCUACAUGACACCCAAAUCUUCCAAACAGCAAGAGAAACUGGUGUCUGUUUUCUAUGCAGUGGUAACUCCCAUGCUCAAUCCCUUAAUCUACAGCCUGAGGAACAAGGAUGUGAAGGGAGCACUGAGGAAAGUAGCCAUGAGGAAUUUCCUGUGCAGAAUUAACAUCAUCCACUGA
This is a messenger RNA of Chinchilla lanigera (long-tailed chinchilla), 948 nucleotides long. RefSeq names its product olfactory receptor 2D2. The coding region runs from base 1 to 948 and encodes 315 amino acids. Gene Ontology annotation, biological process: G protein-coupled receptor signaling pathway. The record is from RefSeq and is a predicted model, not a curated record. NCBI's taxonomy places the organism in Eukaryota, Metazoa, Chordata, Mammalia, Rodentia, Chinchillidae. The transcript has a single exon. Gene Ontology annotation, molecular function: olfactory receptor activity; G protein-coupled receptor activity. Gene Ontology annotation, cellular component: membrane.